AUGCAUGCCAUGAAGCGACUGCGCCGCGGUAAUUACGCUGAGCGUGUCGGUGCCGGUGCCCCUGUGUACCUUGCUGCGGUGCUGGAGUACCUAGCUGCUGAGGUCCUUGAGUUGGCUGGCAACGCUGCUCUAGACAACAAAAAGACGAGAAUAAUUCCCCGUCAUCUGCAGCUCGCUAUAAGCAAUGACGAAGGGUUGAAUAAACUGCUUAGCGGCGUCACCAUCGCUCAGGGCGGUGUCCUUCCGAACAUCCAGUCCGUUCUUUUGCCUAAGAAGACGGAGAAGACUGCCAAGGCUUGA
Molecule: messenger RNA, 300 nt
Organism: Dibothriocephalus latus
Lineage: Eukaryota; Metazoa; Platyhelminthes; Cestoda; Diphyllobothriidea; Diphyllobothriidae
Source: the annotation of a GenBank genome assembly